AUAUUUUUCCGGGGUUGCAUUUUAACCUCCGGAAGUGAGUGAAAUGUGCACUUCCUUCAGUCACCCGCUCUGUUAAAAACGAGCUAACUCAUUCAGCAGUGCAGCCUACAAGUCUGACAAUAUGUUUUUGACAAGAUCGGAGUAUGACAGAGGCGUGAACACGUUUUCUCCAGAGGGAAGGCUGUUUCAAGUGGAAUAUGCUAUAGAGGCUAUCAAGCUGGGAUCCACAGCCAUUGGGAUCCAGACAUCUGAAGGGGUGUGUCUUGCAGUCGAGAAAAGGAUAACUUCUCCCCUCAUGGAGCCAAGCAGCAUUGAGAAGAUUGUUGAGAUUGAUACGCACAUAGGCUGUGCGAUGAGUGGCUUGAUAGCUGAUGCCAAGACGCUAAUCGACAAAGCGCGUGUGGAGACGCAGAACCACUGGUUCACCUACAACGAGACGAUGACCGUGGAGAGUGUCACCCAGGCGGUGUCCAACCUGGCUCUGCAGUUUGGAGAGGAAGAUGCUGACCCUGGUGCCAUGAGCCGACCCUUUGGAGUUGCGCUGCUCUUUGGAGGUCUGGAUGAGAAGGGGCCACAGCUGUACCACAUGGACCCGUCAGGCACGUUUGUACAGUGUGAUGCCCGUGCUAUUGGCUCAGCAUCUGAGGGUGCCCAGAGCUCCCUGCAGGAGGUCUACCACAAGUCCAUGACGUUAAAGGAUGCCAUCAAGUCCUCCCUCACCAUCCUGAAGCAGGUUAUGGAAGAGAAGCUGAAUGCCACUAAUAUUGAGCUGGCCACAAUAGAGCCUGGGAAGACGUUUCACAUGUACACAAAGGAGGAGCUAGAAGAGGUCAUUAAGGAUAUCUAAGGCACCCCAGGGCAUUGGGCCACGGAUCUCCUUGCGACAUUUCUGCAGAAUAUUUUGGUUUUGCUGUCCGCACAGGAACUAGCUGUUAGUCGUGCGUCUCUGUUUUUUCCCCCUUUCUUAAUCAAAGAUUUCUACAAGUCUGUACAUACUACAGAGCAGCAGCAGAACUGGGAAUUAAGUCAAAUAAAAUGGGGAGGGAGGGGUACUUUUUGUUACAGUUCAAUGCAAAAAUAAAUCUGUCAAAUGUUUAAAAAAAAGCUGUGUCUAUGCUCAAGUCUCCCAUGAUGUUGAAAGUUUCUGAAGCAAAAACCUUGAGAUUCAGAACUGCCUAUUUCUGAAGGAUAUUUUCUCCCUGUGAGUUCUGAUGGGAACUAAAACAAAUAAAAAUAAAUAAAAUUAAUCACAACACACACGUGUGUGUAUAUAAGGGGGGGGGGGGGGAGCUCAAGAAUCAUGUCUAGUUAUUACUGUACAUAUCCGAUGAACAUAUCAAAAUAAAGCCAAGUUCCUGUAGCAGCUAUGUAAAAACUAAACUAACGACGUACACAAGAAAGCAGAGGGUGAGACCUUGCAUUAAAAAAAAUAGCAUUUUACUGUAAUGUUUUGAUCCAUGUGAAACUUGGAUAGAAAUGUCACAAACAAAAGUAUGUGCUCUUCUAUCAUACAUGUCUGCUCAGUAGCUUAAAAAGUGAUGUGUGUUUCACUAAACUGAGACCUUAAUUCAACAGAAAAGGGUCUAUAAAAUGCCUUUAACAAAUGUGACUUCCUGCACAAGAAGUCACCCACACUAAGGAAUCCUCACCAAAUAGCUGAUCAUUUAACCAGAAGUCAUUCUGGUUAGGUUUGAAUAUAGAAUUGAGGGGUGAAGAAGGCACAAUUGAACUUUUAUUUACCAAUACCUGGAUGGCACAAACAUGCAAUAAAAGAAUAUUGAUAAUCAUACAAA
Molecule: messenger RNA, 1793 nt
Organism: Conger conger (European conger)
Lineage: Eukaryota; Metazoa; Chordata; Actinopteri; Anguilliformes; Congridae
Gene: psma5
Product: proteasome 20S subunit alpha 5
Exons: 10
Coding region: 122-847 (241 amino acids)
Biological process (GO): proteasome-mediated ubiquitin-dependent protein catabolic process
Cellular component (GO): proteasome core complex, alpha-subunit complex; proteasome core complex; nucleus
Source: RefSeq, a predicted model, not a curated record